CUGGCCAAUGCACACCUCACUCACUCACUUAUCCACUGCAAAUAAUUAGAACAGCACACAGGAUAUAUGGCCUCCUCGUCUUCCUCCUUGCUCCUCCUUGCAGCGGCCCUCCUUGCGCUAGUAGCCUCUUGGCAGCAGGCCAUCGCCUACGAUCCUAGCCCUCUCCAGGACUUCUGUGUUGCAGACAAGAACUCGCCUGUUCGUGUCAAUGGGUUUCCUUGCAAGGACCCAAUGGCCGUGACCCCGGACGACUUCUUCAACCCAGCCAUGAUCAUCGACAAGCGCAGGGACACCAACAACAAGGUGGGAUCCAACGUCACCAACAUCAACGUGGAGAGCUUCCCGGGCCUCAACACCCUGGGCAUCUCGCUAGCGCGCAUCGACUACGCGCCCCUAGGCGUGAACCCACCCCACAUCCACCCCCGCGCCACCGAGCUUCUCACCGUGCUCGAGGGAACCCUUUACCUUGGCUUCGUCACGUCCAACCCCAAUAGGCUCUUCUCCAAGGUGGUUAAGAAGGGUGAUGUCUUUGUCUUCCCCAAAGCCAUGAUCCACUUCCAGAUGAACCUCGACCAUGAGAAGCCAGCGACGGCCUUGUCAUCGCUCAGCAGCCAAAACCCUGGUGUUAUUACGAUCGCUAGCGCGGUGUUUGGAUCAAAACCACCGAUCUCAGAUGAUGUUUUGGCCAAGGCUUUCCAGGUGGAAAAGAAACUCAUAGACUGGCUCCAGUCUCAGUUCUGGGAUACCAACUACUAGUGGUUAUACAUGUUGCACCAACACAAGCGUUACGUACAUGUGCGCCCUAUAUAUGUAUUGAAUAAAUUGCAUGUGGAGGAGUAAUACUUAUUAUUAUGCGUGCGUGGGAGCUGCCAGAAGUAUGUUUGAUUGUAUUGUCACUAUCUAAUAUACAGAAAAUAAGAUUUCAUUGAAAAUCUAAUUAAUAA
Sorghum bicolor (sorghum) is the source of this 944-nucleotide messenger RNA. RefSeq names its product germin-like protein 8-4. The record is from RefSeq and is a predicted model, not a curated record. The coding region runs from base 67 to 756 and encodes 229 amino acids. Gene Ontology annotation, cellular component: cell wall. The transcript has 2 exons. NCBI's taxonomy places the organism in Eukaryota, Viridiplantae, Streptophyta, Magnoliopsida, Poales, Poaceae. Gene Ontology annotation, molecular function: manganese ion binding.